This is a messenger RNA of Ahaetulla prasina, 3709 nucleotides long. RefSeq names its product NADH-cytochrome b5 reductase-like (gene CYB5R5). The transcript has 6 exons. Gene Ontology annotation, molecular function: oxidoreductase activity. The record is from RefSeq and is a predicted model, not a curated record. Bases 636 to 1562 code for a protein of 308 amino acids. Lineage: Eukaryota; Metazoa; Chordata; Lepidosauria; Squamata; Colubridae.
GCUGAAACAAAGAUGUACCACCUUCUGAUCCAUGGCAAGACAUAGUUUGUUGUAUGUAGUACAUUAAUUCAUAUUCUUAAUAGGAGGCUCGAGACAGUAUACAACUCUAUAGCUUUUUUCACCUCAAAGCAGUUAGGUAAGCUGGUCUGAAUAGGAUAGAGCCUAAAAUGUCAAAGAAUUUUAUUAAAAAGGUAGUUUUUAAUCUGGGCUUUGAUAAUUUAAAUUUCAAUGCUGCCUAACUGCAUCACAGUACUGGGCCUCUGGUGGCUCAGCAGACUAAGUCUGUCUGUUAUUAACACAGCUGCUUGCAAUUACUGCAAGUUUUAGUCCCACCAGGCCCAAGGUUGACUCAGCCUUCCAUCCUUUAUAAGGUAGGUAAAAUGAGGACCCAGAUUGUUGGGGGCAAUAAAAGUUGACUUUGUAUAUAAUAUACAAAUGGAUGAAGACUAUUGCUUGACAUAAUGUAAGCCUCCCUGAGUCUUCAGAGAAGGGCGGGAUAUAAAUUCAAAUAAAAAAAAUGCCCUGCAGUUAUUUUACACUUAAUGACAUGUACUUCCAUGUCUGAUGCAGAAGAGAGAAAUCAUCCCCAUUCAGCAAUUUUAAAUGGAAUAAUGUUGGAUUGUGUUUUAUAGGUAAUGGAUCAGAGUGAAGAAGUCUGGCUGUCUCUGAAGCCCAGAGAGCCACUGUCAUCUCAGUGCUGUGGCAGUGGCUGCAAACCCUGCAUUUAUGAUAUAUAUCAGGAAGACCUAAAGAAGUGGGAAGAGGCCAAGGCAAAAGAAGAUAUAAGCCUUCUAUCCAGAAAGAAGCAGCAAAGUAGCAAUUCAAACCUAACUUCAGAAAUAUUUAUGGCUUUCAUCAUAAGCUCUGUGACUCAAUUGACCGAGGACACCUACCAGUACACUUUUAAAUUGCCUGGAAACAGCAGCUUGGGGUUGAGUUUGGGACAACAUAUUGUGCUAAGAGGAGUAGUGAACGGUCUGGAGGUUCAGAGAGCUUAUACUCCAAUUACGCCUGUGAAUGCUGAAGGGUUCUUUGAAGUUUUAAUAAAGUGCUAUAAAACUGGACUAAUGUCCCAAUACAUAAAAUCAUGGAAAACGGGAGACAUCAUUUUUUGGAGAGGACCAUUCGGAGGUUUUCCUUAUACAGCCAAUCAGUAUGGAGAACUCCUCAUGCUCGCUUCUGGGACAGGCAUAGCACCAAUGCUUCCUAUUAUCCAGUACAUAACCGAAAAUGAAGAUGAUGAAACUUUUGUGACUCUGGUAGGCUGCUUCAGAACUUUUGAAAAUAUUUACAUGAAAGCUCUUCUUCAAGAACAGUCUCGAUUCUGGAACAUCAGGACAUUUUAUGUAUUAAGCCAGGAACAGUCACUUAAAAAUCUGCCAUGGAGCUUUCGAGAGACUACAUACCUUGGUCGAAUAAAUGAAAACCUGAUUAAGAGUAUGGUGAACACAUGUAGAAGGCAACCAUUUGUACUAGUAUGUGGCUCAGUGACAUUUAAUGAAGAUAUGGAGAAGUGCUUAAACGCAAUUGGUUUUGAAAAAGAGUCAUAUUUUAUAUUUUAAAUCACUUCAAAUGAAGUGGGUUUCUUGGCUACAAAUAUUAUUAAUGGACAGGUCUGCUGAACUGUUUUUAAAAGUUUAUAUGAUGUAUAUAAAGAGUUUUAUGAAUGGUUUUAUAAAUUAACAUUAUUUCAGACCUAAUUAUAUUACUAUAAUUCAGUUUGUUGCGAGUUUUUGUAAAAUUUCUCUGCCUUUUGUGAGGAUAUUGAGAUCCCCAUACAUUGGAUGCAAUGUAUACAGUACAGAAACAAGGAUCAGAGUCACCAUUUUGAUUUUCCAGCUAUUGAUCUGAGUUGGCUGAAGAUCUUUCUCCAUGCCAAGCUGAGCCACAUUCACCAAUUACAUUAUAGCAAUACAUAUAUCUUGCUUUGUUGUACUGUGGAUGAUAUCUGAGCAGAACAUUCUGCUGUGUAGCUGUAUAUUAUCAGAGUUCUGUUUUAUUGGCAUUUUCUGAAAAGUUAUUUUUAAAAAUUGAAGGACACAUUGUGAUUCUUGCCCUAAUGCACUCUAAAUCCACUGGAUUGUCACUUCUUUAAGAAUCACAAUAACUGGAAACAGUGGAUUCCAGUAUUAUUUUAUUCCUAUUAAUUUAAAUAUACAGUACAUUUAUGAAAUAUCCCCCUAACAGUUAUUUUGCUAGCAAAGCAAUAAUUGUUCUAAUAAAUAACAGAAUAAAUAAAUAAAAUUGCAUUUUUUUUACAUUAAGUCUCCAAAUCAUGCUGGCUAUGAUUUUUUUCUAGUUUUUGUUUAUAGAUUAUGGAGCACUGAAUUCAAUAAAACAUUAACUGAUAAGAAUAAGAUUAAGCUUGGUUAUAUUUUAACUUUUUCUGAAUCAUUAAUACCCAUUCAAACUCUGGUAGCAAAACCUAUACUAUAAUAAGAGCCUGAAACACUUUCAUUUUGUAUUAUAAAGACCACAUCUGAUCUGUUUUAGUGGGGAACAAAGAUAUUGACCUGUAAACCAAGGAAACCUGACAUUUUAGCCUAAUGAAAAAUUGCAUUGAGUUUUGUUUCAGUCAUGGAAACAAAAGUCAAAAAAAACCCAAACCAGUCAUGGUUUGUGAAUAGAAAAUGCCCCAACCUUCGUGAAUAUACUUUUCCCAGUAGCGAUAGAAUAAUCUAUAAAACUUUGUUUCUAAGUAGAGAAAGGUUAUAGUUCGGUGUUAGAAAGUCUGCUUUGUACAUAAUAAAUUUGCCACUUGAGUCUAUGGUAUCUUUAUUUAGCCUAAUCUUAACAGGUAGCUCAGUGAUCUGACUCAAAACAAUGCAAAGCCUCAUGUCUUUGUAUAUACAGUACAGUGUAAUGUAUGUAUUGAACGUGAGACUAUGGUUUUGGCUGGGAAGUAUUUAUAUGGAAUAUAUAACUAUUAUAGCCAUUAUGGCUAUUAAUUAGGAAAAACGUAGGAUAAGAGUCAAAAUGUAGGAUAAGAAUCCAGCAGGUGCUGAGGAGAAGAAGCGUGAAGAAAUCAGGAGGUGCAGAAUUCAGGAGGUGCAAAGGUAGGAUGGAAGGGACUGGGGUGGGAGUGAAAAGUGAUUGGCUAAGAAAGCAGGGAUGCAAGCAAGAAUAAAUCCUAAGCUGUUAGGGUUUGUUUUGUGAGGAACACAUGCAAUUUUCGGUUCACACCAAUGGACUAUGAUGUGUGUGCUAUUAAGAUAUUGGAGUAGGAGAGGAAAGACCCAGUUUCUAAUCUCUCUUAAGAAUGAAAGCCAGCUUGAUAACCUUGGGCCAAUCACUCCCUCUCUGCUCGAUGAGUGUCAGGCUCUGCAAAAGUCCCUGAAAAAUAUAAAACUCCCAUAUUGUGUCAUAUAAAGCAAUUGAACCAGUGGUGGGUUGCUACUGGUUCACCCCAGAUUGGGAGAACCGGUAGCGGCAGCAGCAGGAGGCUCCGUCCGGAUGUCUCUGCGCAUGCACAGAAGCUUCUGCACAUGCACAGAAGCGUCGCACACACGCCCUCGAGCAAACCGAUAGCAGUCGAAAUUGAAACCCACUACUGAAUUGAACCCUGCAAAUUAAUUAGGAAACAUGUUAAGAACAUGUUUACUGUCUACCAUUGACCUCACCCCAUUCCUAAAAGGACUAUAUGGGGCGUGCGUAAGUGCACAAAAGUGCCUACCAUUCCUGUCCUAUUGUUUUCUUUCAUUAUAUGUGC